Molecule: messenger RNA, 7480 nt
Organism: Bactrocera latifrons
Lineage: Eukaryota; Metazoa; Arthropoda; Insecta; Diptera; Tephritidae
Gene: Mgtor
Product: nucleoprotein TPR
Exons: 6
Coding region: 142-7371 (2409 amino acids)
Biological process (GO): mRNA export from nucleus; protein import into nucleus
Cellular component (GO): nuclear pore
Molecular function (GO): structural constituent of nuclear pore
Source: RefSeq, a predicted model, not a curated record
AUAUUUUGCGUACAACCGGGUUAGAGCUUGCCGCUGUAUAUAAGAAAAAUUUUCGCGUUUGGAGGAAUUACGUAGACGGAUUUUAUAAUAAUAUAUUGAAUAGUUUCAGUUGUUUGUGUGUAAUAUUGGAAAUAAAAGAAAAUGGAUCUGUCGGGUCCACUUUUGAUAUCAAACAUCUUGUCUGGUGAGGAACUGGAGAAAACACCGCUUGUGGUGCAAGAUAAAUUAAAGACAUGGCUAGACGGAUUUGUUGAUGAAUUCUGUAAAAAUAAAGCAGCGGCAAAUCGCCUUCAUGAUUAUGAACAAAAAUCUGAGGAGUUACAAGCUCAAAUUCAGGAUUAUGAGGUGAAAUUAGAGAGUCAAGAUAAAAAUGUUGCAGAACUUCGUACUCAACUGGACAAUGUUUCUGCGGAUCGUGUUCAUCUUCUUGAGAAGUGCAAUAAUCACGAAAGAGAAUUGGCAGCGCUACGUGCUGAAAGAAAUUCUGUAGCGGAAGAACGGGAUUCUUUGUUGAAGUUAAUCGAGCGUCAAAAAAGUGAGCUAGAUAGGCUACAGGAAGAAAUUCAUUCGUAUCAACAACAACUUAAAAAUGCUAUUUCUUCAAAAUGCGAAGCUAUUGCUAGAGUAGACGAAAUAGAAAGCCAGAAAGUGGCGCUUGAUUUUAAAGAACGACGAAUGGAGCAAGAACGAGCAAUGCUUCAUAAUCAGAUUAGAACUCUCACAGACGAUUUGAAUCGCAAUAUAUCUGAGCUUCAGAGUAUUAGACGAGAUAAUACAGUGCAGGGUAUGCAUCUUGAGGCCAAGCUUGCUGACAAAACUGAAGAACUGAAAAUAGCACAGAAUCAGUGUGCACAAUACAAAGAAACAAAUGAUAGGCUAACUCAAAAUGUUCAAGAUUUGUCAACUAAAAUAUUAAACCAAAAUGAAGAAGCGAACAAAAUGAUGGAUUUCUACAAAAAAGAGCUUGAGGCAAAAACGAAAUUGGCUGAAUUAUACAAAAGUAAUUGCGAAGACACAGACAUUGAGCGUAAUGAACUAAGUACGGCAAUAACUGAUCUAAAGCGCAUGCUGGCUGAUGCCAGUGAACAAUAUGGAGAAAUAGAGACAAAACUCAAAGCUACUGUCCUACAACAUGAUCAAGAAUUAGAAGAACGCGACAAAAUCAUUGAGUCUCAAAAAUCUGAGCUUCAACACGCAAACGAUUUGUUAAAAGAGCUGCAAAAUGAAACUACAGAGAGUGCUAUAUCGAAAAUUGCUCCAUCUGCGGCAAUUGCUAGCAAAUUAAUAAGAACUGAUAUGUCUUUGACGGAAUUAUAUUCACUUUAUGUCAAGAGUUCGGAAGAACUUGAACUUCAAAAACGAGAAAAUGCCCGACUAAACCUGCAAUUAAAAACAAUCUUGCAAGAAUUAAGCGAAAAUGCUCCUGUAAUUAAAAAACAAGAACUCGAGUACGAAAAAUUAAUUGAAACCAAUAAUAUUUUAGCUCACCAACGUGAUGAAUUACUCAGUAAGAAAGCAGAUAUGGAGGAUCUUAUGGACAACGCACAUUCCAAAAUAAAUCACUUAGAAAGAGAAAAUAAAAAAUUAAAGAAUUCACAGAAUGAUCUUAGUCGUCAAGUGUGUUAUUUACUUAAGGAAGUUGAGCAGUUACGAAUCGGACUAAUUUCAGACAACGGUCCCAAUCAAAGUGGAAAUCUUUCAACCACCGAUGAUGUUAUAUCAAAGAAAUUGGUCACAUUCAAUAGUAUUGUCGAAUUGCAAGAGAAUAAUCAAAAAUUAUUGCUUUUAGUUCGCGAUCUAAGCACUAAAUUGGAGGAUGCCGAAACAUUGAAACAACAAAUGGAUGCUGCAGCAUAUCAAGAGAAAAUUGAAAACUAUGCCAAGAAAUUCCAGUCAAUGCAAGAAACAUUGAAUCAACAAAAUAAUACUGUGGCAACAUUGGUUUCAAAAUGUGAGCGUUAUAAGAAAAUGUAUUUCGAUCUUCAAAAAAAUGUUCAGAAGUCCGGUUCACAGUUAGAACUCAGUACUGCUGAUGACGCUGAAAUGGUCGACCUAGAUGAAACUGAAAAUAAAAAUACAACUAAUACUUCGAGCCAAAGUAAGAAUAGAAAAUCUAUAGAUUCAAAUUCAGAACGUCGCAUAAGAGACUUGGAGCAGCAGUUACAAGAAGUUAAGGAACAGCAUAAAACCCUUAAGGAACAAUAUGAAUAUUAUACAAAGGAGAAAAAAAAUAACGAACGUAUUAUGAAUGAACAAUUUGAUUCAAUGCGCACUGAAGUUAGGGAAUUAACUUCAACCAAUUGUAAACUUAUGUCUUCUCUAGAGUAUAGCAAAGAGCAAAUAAAACUACAACAGAAGAACAUAUCCACUUAUAAGCAACAAAUUACUGCUCUAGAAGAUCGUAGCAAAAACUAUGAGAAUACAAUUAUAAAACAUGAGCAAACUGUACAUUUCCUAAAAGACGAAGUCAUGAAGUCUCAGCAUGGACUCUCCUCUGCUCAGAGCGAAGCAUCUCAUUUACGAAGUGAAAAUCGCAUACUUAAAGACACUGUAAAUCGGCUGCAAGCUGAAAAGGAAGGUUAUCACCGUGAACAGCAAAAUCAAAAUUUACUUUUGAACAACUUGGAGUUGAUCAAAUCUAAUUUAGAACGUUCAGAAAUGGAAGGGCGAGCACGUUUGGAACAAAGGUUGGACGAAACAGUACGCGAAUUGUCCGCACAACGUCGUAGAUUCCAGGAGGAGGAGGAUCGCUUCCGAGAAACCACAAGUGAUCUUAAGCGACAAGCUGAAUCGGCAAAGAAGCAUAUGGAAGAAGAAAGAUCUCAAUCUGAAAAACUACGAAAUGAGUUACAUUUAGUUCGGGAAGAGCUCGCAGCUAAAACAAAUCAAAUCGAUGAGCUUAGCAAGAAAUUACAGGAAAGUCUAACUCCCUCCAAAAAUGACAAUCCCAUUGCUUUGGCGAACAAAAAAGCUCGAGAAUUUGAAGUAAAACUUGAGGAAGCUAAAAUUGAAAUAAAUUCUUUGCAAAGUGAAUUGGCAAAGACUAAAGAACAUGCGGAUCAAUAUUUUAAAAUGUCCCAAAGCGCUGAAGCCGAAAUUAAAAAUCUUCAUGAAGUGCAUACCGCAUACACCACUAAAGCUGAGUCUCAACUGAAUGAGUUGAAAUUAGCCGAAUUGAAUCUAAAAUCUCGCAUUAGCGAACUGGAAGCAGAGGUGCAACUAGCAUCUGUAACAGAAGUACCAAACUCCAAUCAAUCCGAUCAACUGAAAAGGUCUAAAGAAGAACUGAAAGAUGCUCUACAGAAGUUAAGUGAGUGUAACCGAAAUCUUCGCACAUUGAGAACAGAAAAUACUUCCUUGUCAGAAACACUAAACUCAGUACAAGGAAAAUAUGCCAAUGAAAUGAUGUUGCACUCAGCCGACAUACAAGAGCUUACAAAAGUUAAGGCUGAAAUGACUAAGGUACAAGAUCAAAUAAAUGAAUUGAUCAUAGAACGAGAUUGUGCCAAAAAAAUGUACGAAGAACUUAAAGGCUCACAUGAUGAGUCGUUACGUUUACUCCAAAAUGAAAGAGACGAAAUGGAUAAGCGAAUAGUGGAUCUGAAUGGACUUAAUUCCAGCUUACACGACCAAAUUGAAGCAUUAACAAUGAAACUAAACAUACUCAGCCAAACACAAGCACCAAACUUGUCUACGAAUUCAUUGAAUGAAUCAAAUAUGGAUACUUCUUGUUCAGAUUUAAAUCGUUCCAAAUUAGAAGAUGACUCCAAGAAUAAUGACCAAUUAUUACAAAUCAUAAAAUAUUUACGAAAAGAAAAGGACCUUAUCGAUGCAAAAUUGGACAUAUUAAAAGCGGAAAAUGCGCGAUUGCAGUCGGAGAAUAUGAUUUUACAGAAAAAAAUGGAUGAAUUAAAGGGAAGCUUUAACCAGGAGCGAGCUAAAUCUGAGACCUUGGUGGUUUCAGCCACGAAACACGAAGAAAUUCUUCGUAAGAUAGAAAACCUAAAUGCCAUAACUGAUAGUAAUAGAAUAUUGCGUGAAGAACGUAACUCGCUUGCUGCACGUGUAAAAGAGCUCAACGAUCACAUUAACACUAUCGAAAAUGAUUUGCUACCUUUACAAAAUCAAAAUCGAGAGCUCUCCACAAAGAUUGAGGAAAUCACAUCAGAAAAUACUUCCCUACGCACAGAAGCUAUUAAGUGGCGGCAACGUGCCAACGUUUUGGUUGAAAAGAGCAAUAAAAAUCCUGAGGAAUUUAAGCGUCUACAAACGGAACGGGAAAAUUUGGCUAAAAUGUUGACUCAUGAAAAGGACUUGCUGAAACAAACUACCGAUGAGCUAAACGCCAUCAAAGCAGACAAGCUUCAACGUGAAACCGAUAUAGCAUCGCUUGAAAAGCAAAUCCAAACUCUAAAUGAAGAAAAGAAGAAAGUCACUGACGACUACACCAGUGUACGUCAAAAUAACAUGCGCAUGUUGCAAGAGAUUAUGGAAUUGCGCAAUAAAUUGUUGCAAAAAGAAGAAUCCCUACAAAAGCUUACUGAAGAAAUGGAAUCUAAAGAAGCUCAAUUGCAAGAUUCUAAGAACAAAGAAUUCCAGAUUCGCAAAAUAGCUAAACGCUAUAAGGACUCUUAUUUAGAGUUAUCCAAUAAAACCGCGGCCGCCUCAUCAGAUGGUUCCGUAACGACGCAAGAUAACAUGGAUCUGGGCGGCAACAGUGGAGCUGAUGGUUCUGCAGCCAMUGCAACGGCCGUAAGUAAUGAAAUAGAACAACAGCGUACUACAAUUGAAAAUCUUAAUGGUGUCAUUCGAACAAUGCAAGAAGAAAGCGAUAAGCUACGCAAGGACUACGAUGAUUUGAAAACGGCGGUAGAAAUUGAUGAUCGCACCAAAACUCUUUUACGAGAGGCGAAGGCACGUAUUGUGAGUUUAACUGAAUCCAAGAAUGCUAUCAGUCAGGAAUUAAACACUACUAAGAGCAAAUUACAGAAUGUUUUACAAAGUUCUGAAAACACAGAUUCUACUAUUAAUAAUAUAAAAACUCAGUAUGAAGAGACUUUAGCACGGCUGGAGAAAGAAUUACUUGAACAAAAUACCCAGAAUAAAGAGGCAAUUGCUCGUCUGACCAGAGAAAACGAAUCUUUGCUGAUGCGCAUUAAUCAACUAAACCGACAACUAGGUUUACAACAAUCAGCUAAGCCGUCCACGAGUUCGGUGGCCAUAACCGAUAAAGGUUGCAUUUCAGAAUCUUCUCUACGCACAGCGAACGUUAAGCCUAUGUCUGGGUCCACAACCGUACAGCAAUCGGCAACAGUAACACCAUGGCGCGGGAGUGAAACCCCUUUGGCUAGUAUUCGUCCAAUAUCGGUGCAGAAUAGCCGAACAGCUGCCAUUCUACCUACUAGCCAACAGCCUGUAGCCGGUGGAUCAUCGACGUCGACGUCAACUUCAUCGUCUAGUACUACGAACGCUUCGACUGGCAGCAGUAACACGGCAUUGGUUCCCCCACAACAGCAGGUGCAUACUACUGGUAGCAGUUCAAUAGAGUCGAUGUCAUCGUCGCCAACUUCAUCACACACCGAUUAUAUGCCAUCCACGAGCACAUCGGCUUCGGUUGCGGUUGCUGCUAUUCCACCAAUGGGUUCUACAUCUGCAGCAGAAAGUUCACAAGAAGCAGAAAGCAUUCAACAGCCUCAACAAAAUGAAUCACAAUUGCUUGUAGGUGGCGGCCAGCAACAGGUUGUUGCCCUAGUUUCGCCACGUGUUGAGGGGUCCUCUCAAAAUGUACCAUCUCCAAAUCUGCAACUUCAGCAAGAUCCUAGUAAUCAACAACCCAGUACAUCGGGAACUACCAGUUCGAGCUCACAUAUUGCCGUUAGUAGUCACAGCCGCCAUGCACCUUCGAGCAGCAGCGUUACCACUACACAAGCUGGUACAUCAGGCGGUCAUAAGAGAUCUCGCGAGCCAGAAGGUGACUCAUCGACAAAUGUUGAAGAUUGUAACGCUGAUAAAACCGCCAAACAUCCAAAACGUUUGCGUGGAUCUGAGCCCGCUAUUUUGGGUGUAACAGAGUCAGGAAUUGACGUUGAGUAUCAGGUUCCGACUUCAUCGCAGCGUGAUCAAGAGGAUGACAUUGUUGUUGUCGACUCAGAGGAGGAAGACGACGGUAUGAUUGAUGCUGAUGAUGGACCAACCGACGGGGAUGCCGAGCAUGAAGGGUAUGAAGAUUCGUAUGAACAAGACCAAGACAUGGAUGAAAACGAAAUUCCAGAAGUCAAUGAAAGUAAUAUACACGCUGAUGCCGAAGUAGAUAACAAUGAAGUAGAUGUGGAUGAGGGUACAGAAAACCAAGCACAGUGCACUUCAGGCACUGACAACCAGCCAGAUGCUCAUUAUAACACUGGAGCUAGUACAAGUCAAGCAGCCGCGGCUGCAAUAGCACACAGUCAUGAGAUGGAUAGCCAUCAGCAGAGCCAAACUAUCAGCAGCGGUAGCUAUGAAACCAACACCAAUGCCGUUCUUCCAACUGGCCCACAAUGGAAGCAAACUCGCCCACAGAAAGCGACAAUGUUACCACAACAGGGAAUUAGUGGAAACAUAAAUGAUAACACUGAACAAGAUCUCAGUGGAAGUCGACCUUCUGAUAGCGGCGUUGAGAUCGUAAGCUCACCACAAGGUUCAAAAUUUGGAGCUAGUGAAACUGCUGUCCAUUCCGAUCAACAUGAAAAUAUUGCUGCUACUAACGAGGCGACCGGGGAAAAUGUAGUAGAGACUGAAGAACUUGUUGGAGAACACAACGACGAGAAUGGGCCAGACGCUUCCAAAAGUGGUGGGUCGGGUGAAGCCGCGCUUGCCACAGAAGAAGAUAUGGAAGCUGUAGAAGAAGAGUUUGCGGAAGAAGCUGCUACUGGUGAAGUUCCUGAAAAUGCAGAUAGCGAAAGUCACCAUAGCAGCGGUGCUACGCAGUCUGAAAUACAAGAUAUCCAGCAAAAUCAGGUCGAAGCAACGUCUGAAGAUAAUGAAGGCGCAGAUGGUGUUUCCUCAGAGGGUGAAAAACAAGCUGUAGAGGAAGUAGAAGAAGAAGGACGUGAAGCCGAAGCCUCCACUUCACCUUCAAUCACCACACGUUCGAAAGCCAUCAAAGGGACGACAAAUGUAAGAAGACCUUCUCGUGGGUUUCAGCGAGGUGGUAGACCUACACCUAUAAUUUGGCAAGAUAGUGCUGGACAUUCAAGGAAUGUUUCGCCAAAUCACCGUGGACAAGAGCAGCCUGGUAGUCCACUUCGUGGCUUUCCAAACCAGCGUUCACAAAGAGCCCGACGUAUGCGACGCCCAACCGGAGGAAAUUACGGAAACAUGCGUUACUCAUAAAUAUUAGCCAUUAGAAAUAGUAUUUAAAAUAUCAUAUACAGCACCCAUUAUAUUCCUCAAUAUAAAACGCUCAACAUAAAAAUGGAUUUAAUUGAUUUUGAACAAUGAA